AUUCCUUAGCUGCCAUUUUGUCUGCCGGACAUAGGCAGAGAGAGAAGCCAAGCAACAGCAACUACACAUCAAAGAACUGGAAUAACGAAAAAGCAGACGAUGUGAGUUGGCUGUCAAGUCCCAUCGGUAAACGUUACUGAGAUUUGGGGUUUGAAAGAAAAUUGGAUCCAAUUUAAUGGAUAUAUCGGUCUAAUUACGUAAAACAAAGGAGUCUUUCACUCCUGGCACGAAACUCGAAGGAAGCGAGUUGAGAAAGAACCCCGAACCCGUCAGCUAGCUAGCUUUUAGCAGAAGUGCUAGUAGGAAGGCUAGCCAGCGGUCUUCUGUUUUGUCUCCCUUGGUUCCGUCUGCGUCAAGUCUGAAGCUCAAGACAAAUUGGCAAGUUUGGCAGUUUAAUGUUGGUUCCCCAUCGUCGUUAUGUGUCGCUCGAAACCAAGGGACUGCUCUGUUCAAUGUAGCCCAAACACACAAAACGUCAGUGGAAGUUAAAGUCAAGAACUCGGAAGAAGGAUUUGGUGUUAACUAACGUUAGAUAACUAGCUCGCUAUUAACAGUUAUCUAGCUAACUUAGCUGAACUUUGAUUUGAAUUCCGGGCACAUAGGUAGCUCGCCAGGCAGUGGACUGUGCUUUGUCUCGCUAAUUGAACGUUGGUAUCUAGGCUGCUAGUUAUGUUUAUUUGUAGCCAUCGAGCAAACAUUAAUGUUUACAAAUUGCACAGUGGGACUCUUUCCUGGAUCGAAUGCUCCAACGGAAAUAUAAGUUAACACAAGCUAGCCCAUAUUUGUUAGCUAGUUGUUUUAUUAUACAGAAUAUAUACCUUGCUAAUUAUAUAGUUAUUUAACUGCUCACUGAUUUGCCAUUUCAAGAGGAUCGGGGCAGAUAAAGCUAGUUGAAAAUUAUUAUUGUGCGCUGGAUUUGAACUACCUUAGGUAACGUUAGCUAGCUGAAACACAUAUUGCAACAAAUAAUUUUCAACGACAAUGGACUAGACGUCAUACCAUUUUUGUUGUUGUCAAGGAACCGAUUGACGUGGCCUGAAACCGUCACACACUUGUCAUCACUGGUGUUACGUGCGUCAGCUAAUAUCCAAUCAUUGGACCGUGUGUGUGGGUUGAUCAUCUAGCUAAUUAUUGUGGGGUUUGUAGCGAAACAUUGAAACACAAUGUCAGGACAGUCUAUAACGGAUCGGAUCGCCGCGGCACAGCACAGCAUGACCGGGUCGGCUAUUAGCAAAGCCGUGUGCAAGGCCUCGACGCACGAAGUCAGCGGUCCCAAGAAGAAACACCUUGAUUACCUGAUCCACUGCACCAAUGAGAUGAACGUCUCUGUUCCCCAGCUGGCAGACACACUGUUUGAGAGAACAGCCAAUAGUAGCUGGGUGGUGGUUUUCAAAGCCCUUAUCACUACACACCACCUCAUGAUGUAUGGCAAUGAGCGUCUCAUCCAGUACCUGGCCUCUAGAAACACCCUCUUCAACUUGAACAACUUCUUGGACAAAGGUGCUUUGCAAGGUUCUGACAUGUCUACCUUCAUCCGUCGGUACAGCCGCUAUCUGAAUGAGAAGGCCAUGUCUUACAGGCUGGUGGCUGUGGACUUUACCAAGAUGAAGAGAGGGAUUGACGGUGUGAUGCGUACCAUGAGCAUAGAGAAGCUCAUAAAGACCCUUCCUAUUAUCCAGAACCAACUAGACGCACUGCUAGACUUCCAGGCCAACCCUAAUGAGUUAACUAACGGGGUGAUCAACUCAGCCUUUAUGCUGUUGUUCAAGGACUCCAUCCGUCUGUUUGCUGCCUACAACGAGGGCGUCAUCAACUUACUGGAGAAAUAUUUUGAUAUGAAGAAGGGUCAAUGUAAAGACGCAUUGGACAUCUAUAAGAAGUUCCUCUACAGGAUGACCAAGCUGUCAGAGUUUCUAAAAGUAGCAGAGCAAGUUGGAAUAGAUCAGGGUGAUAUCCCCGAUCUCUCACAGACCAUUAAAGGAUCAUGCAUUGCUCCUAGUAGUCUCCUGGAGGCUCUGGAGCAGCACCUAGCCUCUCUGGAGGGGAGAAAGACCAAGGAACUCACCGCUGAUACCAGAGCGUCCACCCUGUCCAGUGCGGUGUCGUCUCUGUCCAAUACAGGCAUGUCAUUCAGCCGCAUGGACGAGAAGGAGAGACAGCAAGCCUUAGAGGAGGAGCAGGCCAGACUGCAGGCCCUCAAGGUACAGGACCAGCGUCUGAAGGAGAUUGGCAUGUCCACUCCAUCUGCCUCCCCCAGUACACAGUCUAUGGGCAGUGUCAGCAACAACCACCACAACACCAAUCAAGGCAUGGAGCUAUUCAGUGCACCCUCCACCAACAGCAUGCCCAACCUCAGUAGUGAUCUAUUUGACCUGCAGCCAGCCUUUCUACCUGCUGUCCAAAGCACUCCCUCUAUCUCUACAGCCACCAGUGCCUGGGGAGGUGCUGCUGAGCCAGCUGAGUCCUCCAUGAGUGUAGAUUUUGAAGCUGUUUUCGGGGGCGGGGCUAGAAGACAGGCCAAUAACCACGUACAGCCUGCCACCGAUGGGUUUGACGCUCUAGGGGACCUGCUGAAGCCCACAGUGCCCAGCCACAACCAGGCUCCUCCCAUGGCCCUGCACCACCCUGGUCAUCCCCAUCCAGGGCACCCAGGAGGCAAGCUGCUGGCCAAUGACCUUGACUCGUCCCUUGCCAACCUCGUUGGCAAUCUGCAGUUCGGAGGAGCCCCAGCCAAGAAUUUGUCGCUGUGUGCUCCGGUGUUCAGGCCAGACAUGCAGUGGAGUCAGCCUGGAGAGAAGAAGCUAACCGGUGGACACAACUGGCAGAGCAAGACCAUGACUAGCACCACGACCUGGAACCCCGCUCCCAUGGCCCCUGCACCCAUGCCUGUACAACACAUGAAUGGGAUGUUCUAUGCCAGUUAUGCUCCAGCUCCUAUGACAUUCCCAAUGACGACGCCGCAAGUGCCUAUGUAUGGAAUGGUCCCUCCUCAAAUGGGUCAGAUGGGGGGUGUACAGUUGAUGGCCCCUCAGCCCAUGAUGUACAACCAGCCUGUACUCAGACCCACAAAUCCCUUCGCCCCCAUGCCUGGAGCCCAGAUGCAGUUCAUGUAAUCUCAUGGGGGGGAUCCGAGUGCCGAAAGCGAUGGCAAAAACACACACCGAGCGAACCACCGAAGACUAAAUGACCGAAUGAAUGAAUGAACGAAGGAAUGACAGACAGAAGGAAAACCAACCAACACCAAAUAUAAGAGAGGAA
Salvelinus fontinalis (brook trout) is the source of this 3258-nucleotide messenger RNA. RefSeq names its product phosphatidylinositol-binding clathrin assembly protein. Gene Ontology annotation, biological process: synaptic vesicle budding from presynaptic endocytic zone membrane; clathrin-dependent endocytosis; clathrin coat assembly. The record is from RefSeq and is a predicted model, not a curated record. The transcript is spliced from 21 exons. Gene Ontology annotation, cellular component: clathrin-coated pit; clathrin-coated vesicle; synaptic vesicle. Lineage: Eukaryota; Metazoa; Chordata; Actinopteri; Salmoniformes; Salmonidae. Gene Ontology annotation, molecular function: clathrin heavy chain binding; phosphatidylinositol-4,5-bisphosphate binding; SNARE binding. Bases 1164 to 3113 code for a protein of 649 amino acids.